AUGCAGAUAAAGAAACCACAGGUAGAUUUCGACGAACUUAUGGAAUUUAUCCAGAGAACUGGAAUUUGUAUGUUGGAUACCUUCCAAGGUUACAGUCGUCAAGAAAUCUCCGGUUUUUCUUCCUUCGUUGAACGAGUUCAAAAUACCAUUUUACUCAAUUUAAAACGCGUCCAUGCAAACCAUGGAGAUUAUCAACGAACUGUAGGAAUCAACACUGGACAUAUAGAAACUGUAGAUUUCGAUAAUAUGGUUUAUGCCGAUAAGAAAUUUAUUGAAGAGAGGGGUUAUAACGGCACAAAAGCUUUCCUUCAAUAUCACGUGAUCAUUAAAGAUAUGAUCCCAGAUGUAGAAAUACGCAGAGACUCAAAACCGGAAGUAGGGAACCACAUGACAGGAUGCUGA
Molecule: messenger RNA, 402 nt
Organism: Lottia gigantea (owl limpet)
Lineage: Eukaryota; Metazoa; Mollusca; Gastropoda; Lottiidae
Exons: 4
Coding region: 1-402 (133 amino acids)
Source: RefSeq, a predicted model, not a curated record